CACCUCGCUGGUCGCCUGUAUGUGUGUGUACGCGAUUAAGCAACGCAGAGCGCAUUUUCAUCUUGUGUGGUGCGUAAUUUUCCCGUGUUUUGCAGAUGCAAAGCGAUCAAAAACGCUCGAAUUUGUUGGAAAUCAAUAAGUCGGACAGUUUUGCUUGCCGGGAAACUCGAGUUCCGUUGUAAUUGCGAGUGGUGGACACAAAGAGCAGUUUGUGUGCAGUGCUUUCACUCGAAGUUCCAAGUGGAUACGACGGAGCCCCCGUUUUGGCAUUUCGCACCCACACACAUGCAUGCACGCGAAGGAUUUCUUUCGUGAUUGACCAACACAGGCGUGUGCGACACGCUUACUCAUACCAAUGCGUCAAUGACGAGUUAGUAUCUCGAUGAAAUGUCAGAGAAAUUCUUUUCAGGACUGAAUACUGUUUAUGACUUUUGACCCGAAGCCCAGUUGGAUGUUUUGCUGGCACAGAUCGUAGAGUCUGGUGUUGGCGAUAGCUGAAAGUGCGGAGCGAAGAAGCGCACCUUGACGGCCAUUUUGAUUGCUCAGAACGCAUUACGCUGACUUGGUGUUCAAAUAGCUGCAUGGUGAAAUCGCACGUAGCGGUGCGGAUGUGUUUGUGAAUUGUUCGUUGGCCGCCGACUGCACACUCGGAAAGACGACGGCUUGGUACUACACCGAAGCGAGAAGCGCGCGUCUGUUGGUCGGUCGGUGCGACUUUUUUCAUUUAAUUUCCCUUGAAAACUGCCGACAUUGCGUGUAAAUUAUCGCGAAAAUUAUAGUUGAGAGUACUGCGGAUGGAUUUUCGGUGGAGUGCGGGAGUCUAGCGCGUGUUUGGCGGCGGGAAUCGCGCUUGAACUUUAAGGCGGUCGAGUGUCGCUCCCGACAGCGAUGGUGGUGAAGUUCUCAUGCUACUGCUCAGUUGCGACGAGUCGUGGAAAAUAGAAUUUGUCGGUGGCAAUCGCAUAGGAAGCGGCGAGGAUAGAAACAUAAGAUGAUAGUGAUGAAUUGUGUGCCGAGGGGUGAAUGAAAAAGGCAAAAUACGUAAUUAGGACGGAAGGAAUCGAAGAGGUGUGGAAAGAUUUCCGGUGCAUCCGCGAAAGUGAGUGUGGCUUGUGGCUGAGUCGCGCUAGGAAAAACCCGAGCGAACUGUCGCCAGGCCAGUGAAGGUUGUGUGCGAGCAACUUAUCGCUUGGGCGCCUGUCAAACCGUUGCGCCGGAGGUUCCCUGUAUGCCUUGGAUUUUAGCGAGCCAUUUACCAGUUGCGUGAGAGAGGCCCGGAGUCGAUUUCUCGGAAUAACAGAUUUGAAAAGGGUCAAGAUCGUAAAACUUCUGUAAUGAUUCUAACAAGCUGACUAAAUUGAGCAAUUCAAUGCAUCUCUGACUGCGUAGAACGACAUGCAGCAGAGAGUAACCGAAACGACUGCCACUACUGUUGUUGUGAGUAUCUCUAAAUUGUGAGAGCAUUGUAUCUUUUGCUGCUGAAUAAACCUGUUGUCUUAACGUAUUCCAUUUGAGACCUGAUUUACUCCAAAAAAACACAAUGGACCCAAAAGUGCCCCCGCCCCGCAUUGAGCCGACUGUAGAGCCGGUAAAUGGCAUUGUACAACCGCCUGUUGUGCCACCGCCUGAACGGCCAGGGCGAAAUACAAAUCAGAUACAAUAUCUGCUUAAGACAGUAAUGAAAGCUGUCUGGAAACAUCAGUUUUCCUGGCCUUUUCAGCAGCCAGUCGACGCGAAAAAGUUGAACUUACCUGAUUACCACAAAAUCAUUAAGCAACCAAUGGACCUGGGAACAAUAAAGAAGCGUUUGGAGAAUAACUAUUACUGGUCGGCGAAGGAAUGUAUUCAAGACUUCAAUACAAUGUUUGCCAAUUGUUAUGUUUAUAAUAAACCUGGCGAGGAUGUUGUGGUUAUGGCGCAAACUUUAGAGAAAUUAUUCCUGAGUAAAAUUGAAGGUAUGCCGAAGGAAGAAGUGGAGUUGGAACCGCAAGCGCCGAAAGGAGCGAAAAAGAAACCACCACGACCGGCGACGGGAGCGGUACCUGCAGGUCCACGUGGUCGUCCAAGCUCUGCACUGGGUGGAACAGUUUCGUCGACAGGGCCGGUUACCCCAGUAGGAGCAACAGCCAUCCCAGCAAUUCCACCAAUUGGUACUGUUCCACCACAAACAAUACCGGGUAGCACAAACACCACAACGACGGCGGUUGCGCCUGCCCCAGUGCCUGCAUUGGGAGCGGUGGCUGGGGCUGUACCGCCGGUUCAAGCGGGAGCAGCAAGUGCAGCGCACAAUACGAUCCCCGGAGCACCUGGUGGUGCUGCAGCUCAACCAUCCGUGGUGGUGAAUCCUAGUAUUCUGCCAAGCUCACAGGGUGGAACUACAGCUGUACCACCUUAUCAUGUAAAUAGUACACAACCGUCUGCAAUGGACGCCGUUAUACCUCCUCAACAACCCGCCAAAAUGCGUAAAGGCAUUAAAAGAAAGGCAGACACAACAACGCCAACUGCAAAUGCAUUCGAAUCGCCAUAUACAGCUAUUGAUUCAAAGAGCGCUAAGAUAGCUACGAGAAGGGAAUCUGGACGACAGGUAAAUAAGGAAUUGACGCCAUUCCAAUCAUCGAACUACCCAAUGUCACCAAUAACAGGUGCUCCCCCUGGAGCACCUAAAAACAAAGAAAAGUUAUCAGAUGCAUUAAAGUCUUGCAAUGAAAUUCUGAAAGAACUGUUUUCUAAGAAGCAUUCGGGUUACGCAUGGCCUUUCUACAAACCAGUCGACGCAGAGUUGUUAGGACUGCAUGAUUAUCACGAUAUCAUCAAAAAACCGAUGGAUUUAGGAACAGUUAAGCGAAAAAUGGAUAACCGUGAAUACAAAACCGCACAAGAAUUUGCUUCUGACGUUCGGUUGAUUUUCACCAAUUGUUAUAAAUACAACCCAUCAGAUCAUGAUGUGGUUGCCAUGGGGCGAAAGUUGCAAGAUGUGUUUGAAAUGCGAUAUGCGAAUAUUCCCGAUGAGCCUGUAACAAAUACUGGAUUUAUUAAAAACGAGAGUGAUUCUUCAUCAGAUGAAUCUAGUGACUCUGAAAUGGAAUCGAACUCGGAUGAAGAGAGAAGUGCGAAGCUGAAAAUGCUUGAAGCAAAAUUGCUGGACUUACAGGAAGAAAUGCGAAAACUUCGCGAAGAAGCGUCGGUUAAAAAGAAAGCCAAAAAGAAAAUGAAAGAGAAGAAAAAGCAAGCGGCAGCAGCUGUGACAGGCGGAGCGCUGCCUGGGGCACCUGGUGAAAUGAAAGUUGCGAGUGAAUUGCAUAGUCAUGCAACGGCACAUGGUGCAAAUGCCACAAAAGGCAUAACGCCGGCAGCAGCUGCACUGAACCCAGCGGUUAGCGGUUCAACGGGGGCAGCUGGAAUUGCGCCAAAUGCAACUGCGGCAGCAAAUAACAAAGGUGCUAAAGUGAAAGGUCAACGAGGUCCAAAGCCUGGUGCGCCGAAUGCUACCCAAACGGGUAAACGAGCUAAAUCGUCGAAUGCGGCUCCGGGUGCACCUCGUGGACCGGGCAAGAAGAAACCAAGUCAAUCUAUGAACUUCGACUCAGAAGAAGAAGAUACUGCCAAACCUAUGUCAUACGACGAGAAGCGGCAGCUUUCACUUGAUAUUAAUAAACUGCCAGGUGACAAAUUGGGCAGAGUUGUACACAUCAUACAAAGUCGUGAACCAUCACUACGAGAUUCGAAUCCAGAUGAAAUUGAAAUUGAUUUCGAGACACUGAAACCAUCAACAUUACGUGAACUCGAAAGCUAUGUUGCAUCAUGUCUUCGUAAAAAACCUCGUAAGCCCUACUACAAAAAACCAUCAGGAAAGUCGAAAGAUGAACAAAUGGCUGAGAAAAAACAAGAACUGGAAAAACGGCUGCAGGACGUAACUGGUCAGCUAGGCACAGCGAAAAAGGCGGCCAAGAAAGAUGAAGCAGCAAAAGUAGACGUAGUACCUUCUGGUCGCUUGUCAUCAAGUUCUAGCUCUAGCGAUUCAUCAUCAUCUAGUUCAAGUGACAGCAGCUCUAGUGAUUCAAGUGAUAGUGAAGCAGGUGUCGGUCGACCACCCAGAAAGAAAAAAUUGAAAGAUUCCAGUUCACCAUCAAGUUCCGCCCCACCAACAGCGACCACCACAACAGCCCCAAUUGUAUCACAACACCAGACAUCAAAUGCAGCCACCACACAGCAAACAAGCAACAAUCUUCUGAACAAUGACACAAUAAGUAAUAACAACUCGAACCAAUCUAAUAACUUGUCAUCACCUUCACUGAAUAAUAACAAUCAACAAUCACAACAAUCGGUAACGAUACCAAUGACCACAACGUAUACACUCCCAACAUCAAAUAAUAACAACAAUACGACGACACCACAACAAAAUAGUAACAAAUUAGCCAAUGUCCCAAAUAUAAAUAAUUUGCCGGCAAAUACUACUAUUCCUUUACCGAAUCCGUCGCCAUCUUCAACGUCGUCUACGUCCUCUCAACAAAAAAUCAUGGAAUCCACGAACAGUAAACGUGCCGCUUCUAACAGCAUAGAUGCAAACUUUAGUGGUGCUUUGGCGACAACCAGUGUGACAAACUCAAUAGUUGUGGCGUCAGAAACGUCAGGAUCGGCAAGUAGAAUAGAUGGGGUUGGGAUAGAUUCCGUUGCGCAUCAGAAUCCAUCCCCAAUGGGUGGAAAUAAUGGGAGUGGGACCGGCAGCGGUGGUAUGAAAGUCUCGGCAUCGAGUGCAAUGCCAACUAAACCGAUACCGUCAUCACUAUCUACAUCUAUGGGCAGUAAUGGGGGUGGUGUUGUUGGCGGUAACAACGAUCUAAUGGCAAGUGGGCACACAGCAUCAUCCUCCCUACUGUCCAUGACUUCAAUAGGACCAAAUAAUAAACCCACAAUGCAAUUUGAUGAUCCCGUUGAACAAUCACUUGCAUCUCUUGAACAGCCCGCAAUAGGAGGAGCUACCAAGGCGGAUAUGAAUAAUCUUCAGGGAAACAAGUUGAAUAGCCUUCCAAGUAGCCAGGCACAGCAGGCGGUCCAUAAGGACCUGUUAGCGCAAAUGUCUUCAAUGUUUGUGAAGGCAGAGGCCGGUAUGAACGGUAAUCACUUGACUUUGAUGCAGCAUCUUGGUUUAGAAGGACUAAAUCAUUUCUCUAUGCUAGAACAAGGUAUUCAAAAUAACGGUUUCGUUGGAAUGGAUAUUAGUGGAAAUAAUGGUCUAAUGGAUGCAAUGCCGCAGAACGGAAACGGUUUACUUCUACCAAGUAUGUCGGGAAUUCCAUCGAUAUUUGACCAGUUGCCGCACAGUAUAAAUCGGAAUGAUAGUGUACUAGGUGGCGUAUUACCUCAAUCUCUGAUGCAUCCACUAUCUACUUCGGCUAGUAGCGGUUCGAAAAAAGAAGAAAGACUUUUAAUAACUCCUAAACCAAUCGAAUCAAUGAUGCCUAGUCCUCCCGAUAAGAAAAUGACUCCACCUCCUGAUAUGAAAAUGGCGGGAGCGAAUUUCGCGCAAGCCUUCAAAGCAUCGAACAAUGAACAAAAUUUGAAGAAUGCCAGUUCAUGGUCGUCGCUGGCCUCAGCAGGUUCACCACAAAAUACACCGACUGCAAACAAAUCGAAACCGGCAAUGGAUUCAUUUCAACAAUUCCGGAAUAAAGCAAAAGAAAAAAUGGAUCGACAAAAAUUAUUAGAAUUGCAGGAGUUGAGGCGUAGUCAAAAGGAAGCGGCAGAAAAGGAAUUGAAGAGGCAGCAAGAGCAACAUAAACAAAAUAAACAUCCGGAAUUGGAUAAUGGAAGGAAAAGUGUUCAUGAUCCCCCAACUCCUGGCCGUGUUGACGAUAUAAAAGCAUCUCCUCAAGGCGGAGGAUCGCCUGGAGCGGCGGUUGCACAAACAGAUCGAUCGGCCGCAAAAAGAGCAGAAUUGCGUCGUAUGGAACAAGAGAGGAGACGACGAGAAGCGAUGGCCGGUCAAAUCGAUAUGAAUAUGCAGAGUGAUUUAAUGGCGGCGUUCGAAGAAUCGCUGUAAACUUUGUUACGAGUAAUAAGCCGGUACACAAACGACCAUUGUUUUUUCGUUUUUAAAGAUGAUUAUGAAUAAUAUAUGGAAAAACCACCGAUGAGCUCUCUUGAAGUUGGGAGCAGGAAAAAAGAGUGAUGCAAUAAUCAAGCUAUUAGGCGUGUUGCAACUUGUGGUUGUCCGUUUUCAUGUCAAUAUAAUCAUUGUUUCUAAAUAUAAAUCGGAGCCGGUAAAACGAGGAUUGCGUACAUCAUUGGAACAUUUAGAGACGUAGAAAUACUUGGAAAAGAUACUUCUAAUUACCAUCAUUGUCGAAAAACCUUCAUUUAAUUUUAUAUGAUAGAAUUUAAAGGCAUUGUUGUUUUUAUGAUAUGAUUCGCUGAGAACAUUAACUAUUUAAUUUUGUGAUAAUCAGGAAAAAUAUAUAAAAAAUUAAUAUAAAUAACACGUUGAGUAAUAAGGGAGAAAAACAUGUAAACGUAGGUAAAAAAUGUAAUUUUAGUUAGACCUCUUAUUUGAUAUGUAAACAUGAAAUUUAGGUUACGCAAAUAAAUUAUAUGUCGAAGAACUUUAAAAUGAAAAAAUGAGGAGGUGGUGUGCAAAUGAAAAAUGGCGACCAUUGACGAAAGAAAUAGUUUUUCUUACAUGUUCACUUUUUGUCUUGGUUGUUAAAAAGCAAGUUUCAUAAAUUCUUUAUUAUCUUCAUUUCCUUAAUUUAACAAUUAAUGUAUAUAGGCAUUAUUUUAAUUUUAUAUAGUUUUUUAAUUAGAUUUUUUUAAAUUAUGAAAAUUUCCGAUGUGAGAAAAGAACAAGAAAGAAAACAAUAAAUAGAAACGAUAAUUGAGAAAAAUGGAUUUAAAUUAUUUCUAUAGCAAUGAGUCAAUAUUUAACUUAAAAUUUUUCAAAUAGACCCUACGAAGUUAAGAAAUAUUUAGGAAUAGUUAUUUUAUUAUGUGUAAUCACACACUAGAAUAUCAUCAGGGGUACUUUUACAUAUGGUAUAUCGUCCUUAAUAGUAGGACUUAUAUUUGGGAACAUUUACAUUGAGUUUCUUGGUGGUGGCUUUUCCGCUGUAAAAAUUUAUUUGGGUUUGUAUACUUUCAAAUACGUUUAAUGGUACACUCGAAAAUGUUCAUUUGCUUCUGGUUUGGCUUAGAGUUGGCGUGAAGACUGUUUAUCUUUUUGCAAGUGAAAGCCAGUACUACCCAUUGAGAUAUGAAUCUUGGUGCAUUCCACUAUCAGUAGCUUCACCAAUGCGCUGUUAUAAAUUCAAAUCGUUUCUGGAGAAAUCUUCUGGUUUUUAUUUGAAAAAAUGAUUUAAAUUCUUCAUUGAGCAGUUUUUUUACUUUAACGAAAUGAAAACUAUUUUACUUGAACCGUUACUCCUAUUUCUUCGAGAAUUCUACAUUUGAAAAUGGUUCGGGGUGAAUUGAAAUAAAAGUUUUGUGAUUAUUGUAAACACACCGUUAAUCAUAUGUACUCUGCAGUCCAUAAUUUCCAAGUGUCUUAUUCUCCUCCACCUAAGAAUGUUUGUUGUGAAGAGUCCUCAUUUUUCCACUCCCCUUUAGUUUUGGGAAAUAUGCUAUUGAGAGGAUUUGGGAACAGGUUAGGGUGUCUUCAUCUUGUCAAAUAGUAUCGUGAGUAUCGAAUACGAAAACAAAUUUAUGAGAAGAAAAUUGUAGACCUUGGGAAGUGUGCUUCAUAUUUACUUUUGGUAAUGAUACUAGAGUGAUUAGAUGAAAUUUGAAAACAAAAAAGCGAAGCCUAUUUAAGCUCACAGAAUCUGCUUCUAAUUACAAUCUUCAACCUCUGCCGAUAAGUUAUUUAAACCGCUCAGUAUAAAUUACCAGGGCCACUUAAAGAAAUUUGCUAUUUCGCCUAGUCGGUAGAUGGGAAAAUUUUGAAAAAAGUUGUAAGAAUAUACCAUAGGCCAUGCUAUGACGACUAUGAUUUACGAGCGAUCAAGCUAUAAAAAUAAGUCGAUCGCUCGUACUACUGAUCUCUGAUCUGUUUGAAAGAAGGUGUAUAUAGAAAGGAAGCAUUGUAUUUCUGGAGAUACAAUCCGCUCAAAUGAUUUCUGCUUACUCCUGUUCCACGUAAUAUUCCAGCUUCGAUGAGUAGUUCGUGUGAAGAAAUUGAUCACCCUAAAACACCUCCCUCGUAGAAAUUGUGCAUCGUUAUAUGAUGGGCACAGUAUUCUAUUGUGCCAAAUGUUGUAACAACAGUGUAGAGAAAGUACAUUAUUCUCGAGUCAUAUUCCAUUGUAAACCAACUAUCAUCUAAGAAGGUUUUGAGAGCAUACAUUCAUGGAUCCCAACAUUUGAUUUUAUACAACUAUUCUUCCACGAAAAAUUCUUCGCUUAUAUUAUGAAAGCUAUAUGCAAUCUUUUAGGUUGAGAUUCCAACAUAAAAAUAUUUUCGUAUUAAUGGAGAAAAAUGUUGUCUCAGUUCUCAAAUAAAACUAUAUAUUUUCCAUCUAAUUGUUGUUAAGGAAAGCAUCAAAUAGACUAUAUUCUAUAUACGAGUGUAGUCAGCUCAAAGUCAAUACACCUCCAACAGCAUUAUUUAAUGUCAAGUGUGUUCAAUGAAAGAGCAAAGAAUAAAUGCAACCAAAAGAAAAAAAAUUGUGAAAUUUUUGGAUUGCUCAUUUUUUUCAGUAGCCUGUUCUAUUUCUUUCUUUAACAUGUAUGUUACCGUGGCAAAUUUAUUUCUUCUGAACGCUUGGUUAUAUCGUUGAGUUGCAGACAGGGGCAUGAGUAAUUGUUUUACUUCCAAUAACUUGAAUAAGUAGUUAUGUUAAUGCAGAAACAAGAAAUAUUACGACUUCAUACCGUAUCUAACUCAAUUGUGUUAUAUUUUUUAUCAGUCCAACAAAUAUAAUUCGUUCAGAUUCACAUAUAAUCGUGAGGACAACAGGACUUUCCGAGGAGCUCACACUCUUCUCUAUUGUUCUGCGUCCCAUAGCCCCAGGGCGCCCUAGAUUCGUGCGCCGGCAAAGUUCAUUUACUGUUGUCUCAGGCCAGAGUAUUAUAUAAUUCGGUAAGUGGAGUAAAUAAUAAAUGUUAAUUUUACUCCAGUGUUGGGUAUAACUCUUAUUUCAUCCAUAUCUGGCACCGUAAGGACCUUUUAAUUCAUUGCUCUACUUUUAUAUUGAAAUGUAUUAUCUCAAAUUUCAUAUUCUGAAUACAUCAGUUUCUGAUAAUCUGCGCCCUGCACACGAUCAAUAAACGGUGAAUAAAAGUGUAUCAUUUUCGAUUGUAAAACGUAAGAUAUUUCUAUUAACAUGCGUUUCGAUUAGAACGAGUAACAAAUUUUACCGUGUUAUGAAAACUCCGAUAAAAUUGGAUCGCUUUAUAUAGGAGUUACCAUAAACUACUAGAAAGAACCUUUUCAUUGAAGGAACUUAGAAAAUUCUAUUAAAUUUAUAUAAUGACGAUGUUAAUUUAUUAUAUGAUUAUUUAAAUCGUCAAAAGUGUUUUCAUUCACAAUUCACUGAUAACUGUAUAGUGUAAAAUAGGGAUUUCAAGAGAAUGUAGCUAACAGUACCAGUAGCUUAGUAUUUAAGAAAAAACACAUGAGCAAUCAAUUUAAUGAAUAUACUAAAUGUCUCUUUCAUACCUAACUAAUCACUAUGGUAGUAGCAAGAAUUAACAACUUUUAAUACACGCAUAAUUCGAGUGAAGUAAUUGCGAGAUGGGUAAACAAAGUCUUUAUAUUUGAAAUAGAGUAAAGUCACAACUAUUUGAUAUGAAAUAAGAGAAUUUGUUAAUUUGUAAUUCUUGGAACUGUAAUCAACAAAAACAAUAAACACUUUGAAGCAAAGUCAAUAAAUCAAUACAUGAAUUUACUUUUCGUUACAUUAUGCAUAUAUGUAUGUAAUUAUUUUAAGAUCUAUAAGAAUUAUCUAUUCUAUCGCAAAUGCGAAACAAAAACCAACUGAAUAAAUUGUAGUAAAUGUAAACUUAAGAGGAAAUAACAAAAUAACAAAAUAAAAGAUUGUAUAGAGAAAGACUAUUUUUACUGCUUGUCCAGUGUGAGAGAAUGAAAGGAAAAUUAUGUAUUACGUUACUAACUUGGAUAAUCAUGUAGAUUUACACGAUUUUGUUUACAGAAUAUUAUAUUUGUUGAUUGUAUGAUAAAAUUUAAACAUAUUAUCAUCAUUAGACUAACAGAUGAAUACAAAAUAAAUUACAGAAAAACAUA
Messenger RNA from Hermetia illucens (black soldier fly), 10234 nucleotides. RefSeq names its product homeotic protein female sterile-like. Gene Ontology annotation, cellular component: nucleus; chromatin. The transcript is spliced from 13 exons. The record is from RefSeq and is a predicted model, not a curated record. The coding region runs from base 1541 to 6040 and encodes 1499 amino acids. Lineage: Eukaryota; Metazoa; Arthropoda; Insecta; Diptera; Stratiomyidae. Gene Ontology annotation, biological process: regulation of DNA-templated transcription; chromatin remodeling.